AUGGCUGGCUCCGAGAGCACUCCUGAUCUGCAGGAGAUCCAUGAUUUCCUGGUUGAUUUGGCCUUCAAGGCUGGCAAAACAAUCAACAGUGCUUUACCAACUGUCUCUAGCACCGAUUCAAAGAAGAACAGCUCCGACCUCGUCACGGAAUAUGACCGCGCAGUGGAACUGCAGGUUUCUACCGCUCUGAAAGAGAAAUAUCCUGAAUACGACUUUCACGGAGAAGAGACAUACGAUCCAGCGCAUCCUCUCACGGACGCCCCGACAUUCAUUGUUGACCCAAUUGAUGGCACUACCAAUUUCGUACAUGGCUUUCCCAGCGUGUGUAUUUCCUUGGGCUUUGCCAUUAAACGCACACCGGCCGUUGGCGUGGUGUUUAACCCUUUCACUCAGACUCUAUACUCCGCCAUCCGUGGGAAAGGGGCAUACUUGAACAAGACAACCAAGCUCCCACUGAAGGGCGCCAAUAUCGAACCACUGCAGGGGCUCAGCAAUUCCCUCAUUGCCGUUGAAUGGGGUUCGGACCGUAGUGGCCAGAAUUUCGAGACUAAGGUCCGCACCUUUGAACAGCUAGGGAAGAGCCGGGAGGAGGGGGGCGCAAUGGUCCAUUCCAUGCGCAGCCUGGGAUCAGCUGCUCUGAACCUGUGCAGCGUCGCGGCCGGAACUCUCGACUUGUACUGGGAAGGUGGGUGCUGGGCAUGGGAUGUUUGCGCUGGUUGGGUUAUCCUGAGUGAAGCUGGCGGCAUUAUGGUUGACGGGAACCCCGGUGAGUGGACUGCGAAGCUCGAUAGCCGGAGAUACCUUGCAGUCAGAGGGUCGCCAAAUGGUGAAGGCCAGAAAGAGCUCGUGGAGGAAUUCUGGAGUCAUGUGCAGGGUCGCAUGGACUACUGA
Messenger RNA from Paecilomyces variotii, 891 nucleotides. RefSeq lists its product as hypothetical. Gene Ontology annotation, biological process: signal transduction; inositol metabolic process; phosphatidylinositol phosphate biosynthetic process. NCBI's taxonomy places the organism in Eukaryota, Fungi, Ascomycota, Eurotiomycetes, Eurotiales, Thermoascaceae. The record is from RefSeq and is a predicted model, not a curated record. The transcript has 3 exons. Bases 1 to 891 code for a protein of 296 amino acids. Gene Ontology annotation, molecular function: inositol monophosphate 1-phosphatase activity.